AUGAUAGCGGCCAUUGAAUAUGCAUCAGAUGCAUCUCUCCAAGCCACCAGGUUUGCCUCCAAGGCUAUGGCAUCCAGCGUCACGGGACGGCGUAUGCUUUGGCUGAAGCAUUGGCGUGCUGACGUCAAAUCAAAGUGGCGCCUGUCAUCGGCCCCAUACCAAGGAGGCAAACUGUUUGGUGGGGCAUUGGAACCGUACCUUACUGAAAAUAAGGACAAGCGCAAGGUCCUCAACCACAUUCUGAACAAGUCGGAGAAACGUAAGACCUUUUAUCCCCGCAAACAGUCCUUUCGGUCUAACAACAGGGUAAGCGGCCCUUUCGGGGGAGCGGCCGUCCAUUCCGGCGCUCCAAGUGACUCCCUGACGGUCAUUCCCAUAGGGGGCAGACUAUCUCUCUUUGCCCACCAAUGGGAAGCUACCAGCACGGACUCAUGGGUGCUCAACACCAUACGCAACGGCCUCUAUUUGGAGUUCAUCUCCGAUCCCCUGACUCACUUUGUCUCUUGCCCUUACCCUCGAAAUCGAAUAAAGAGGAAGCUGAUGGGCGACGCCGUCCAACACCUUCUGGACAUACAGGCCAUAGAACCGAAUCAGAAGAGUGACUUAAUUUCAGGGACCCAAGAAAGUGGAAAUCUCACAAAGACUGAAAGUACAGAAGUAUCUGAAUAUGAAACACUGAUGUUACAAGUCCAAGAUCAUUCAUGUCAGUCCAUCCCUAAACAUCUAACAGUGGAAGAAUUGUUUGGAACUUCAUUACCAAAGGAAAACUCCACAGCUCCCAUUUCCAAUCCAGAGAGGAUAGAGAAAACUGAUACCUCAUGCAGAGAACACAAUUUGCUUUUACCCUUUUCAUUUGAACAAUCAACAGUAAUCCAUCAGCCUCUGGGGAAGCUAGACGCUUCAAGCCUCAAAAAUAACUCUGUGACUUUAUUACCACAGGAAUGUGUACCAUAUGUACUAACUUCAUCACCUUCAGUUUUACAACCUGAAGUAAAUAAAGUUCCAAACUAUAAUGUACAUUUAAGUCCUAUCCUUAAUUCGACUUUGGCAACAGAAGCACCUUGUGGUCCAGUGCUGCAGAAUAUCAAUGCAAAUAAUAAUGUAACGCAAGUCAUGCAGCAGACUACCAAGCAAAUACCUUCACUUGUGAAUCAGCCAUUGUGCGAUAUGAACCACAGUACACAAAAUGUAAGUUCUGGUCAAAACCAAUUCCUAACAUCAAUGACUUUGCCAAAUACAGGAGAUGCUUCAAACACAUCACUUCCCAGUGUAGAUCUUCUUCAAAAGCUCAGGUUGACACCACAACAUGACCAAAUGCAGCAAUCUCUUAUUAAACCCCAAGUAGCACCAAAUGCUUCUUCUGCUAUUAGCCAACUGGCCACACCAGAUUGUUUCAAGGAAUCCCACAUCAAGCAACAGGCUUUGACUGGUAAAGUCAUUCAUCCCUAUCAGGUUACACAGCAAAAUAAGGAGCCUGAAACAUUUCCAAAUCCUAAGGUGUUGUCAAAAGCAAACCAGGUUGCUUCUACACAGUUUGCUACCACAGCAACUACAGUUGCACCUUCUGUCCUCCUUUCACCUAGUGUGUUUGAACAGUCCACUAUGAAAUCCUCUGAAAUUGAAAACAAAGUUGGCUCACCUUCUCCUGUGACACUUGGUACAGAUGUUCAGACAUUACCUUCAGCGGUACUCAGUAGAUCUCAACUUCAGCAAACUUUGAUACAUCUAAUAAAGAAUGAUGCAAAUUUUCUUAAUACUCUACAUGAAGUCUAUUUACAAGUCUUGACCAAGGAUACUGACAGCAUCAAGCUAUAACUGCAAUGAAUUGAAUCCUACUGACCACCUAUCUGCUUCAGAAACAUGCCUCUUCUGUACAACUCUUAUAUUUUAAAAACUUUUUUUUGAGUUCGUGAAGUCUUUUUAAGCCUCCAAGGAAUACUGUUCCUUAGAAAUAUUGUAUAAAUAAUGUUCUAAGAAAUGGUGUGGUUUCACUGUGACCAGUUACCAGCAGGAUUUUAUUUCUGUAUGGGAAAUACGGUCUUAUGUUUAACAGCACAUUUUUCGUAUUGUUUUAAG
Molecule: messenger RNA, 2076 nt
Organism: Protobothrops mucrosquamatus (brown spotted pit viper)
Lineage: Eukaryota; Metazoa; Chordata; Lepidosauria; Squamata; Viperidae
Product: mRNA-decapping enzyme 1A-like
Exons: 8
Coding region: 1-1815 (604 amino acids)
Source: RefSeq, a predicted model, not a curated record